GUAUCGGGACGAAGGAUCCCGAGAGAAGACGAAGGGCGAUAAACUGGGCAAGGGCUUGUCGUAUCGCGUGUUGCUAUUAUCGAGAAGUAAGAAAAUUCCGGAGGAUCGGAAUGAAUUCGAUCGUCGUCGAUCAUUAAGAUCCUUGAUAAAGUUCGACCAUUAGGAAAUAAGAAGUUUAGCAAGAAAAGGUCCUAUUCGUUCGAACGUCAGUUCGCCCGUAUUGUAAGUGCCUCUGAAGCAAGAGAUCCAGUGUGUGCGCGCGCGUGUGUGUGUGUGUGUGUGUUGUGAGAAAGAGGUUGGAUGUAGAGAGAGAGAGAGAGAGAGAGAGAGAGAGAAAGCAUAGCCGUGUGCACACAACGAUCGUGGGUGUUUGUCUCGUUUCUCUCUCCUCGUUAAAGGUGUUGGUUCUCCGAAGGGUGUUGUGCCAAAAAAAAAAGAAUAUUUUCGUAGCGUACGAACGAAGAAGGAGAAGGAGUCUCUUUUGGACGUAUCGAGAUACGGUGACGGUUUAGUGGCAGUCCUGAAGAGGAAGGGAGGCUGCGAUUAGUAUGUACUUACCAGUGUAUAACAGGCUUUCCUUUCAUGCAUCAAAAGGAUGUGUCAUUGCAAACGCCUUGAAAUCGAGAAAGGAGAUAAUGUAUUUUUCUGAUUAAGAAAAACUUUCUGCAAGAAAUAUUAUAUCCAUGAGAGAAAGAUCCCUGUCGCGAUGAACACGUUAAAACAGUUGAAAAGCAUACGGAUAUGCCGAUACAUUGAGACCUAUAUACUUUUGUCAUAGCGAGAAGACUAUCCUACUGCCUGCCAACAAUAGAAUACCCACGCAAUUUGCAAGCGUACAAGAAAUUUCAUGAUAAUAAUUUGAUGGCUGUCAGGAAAAUUCUAUAGGCAUUCAAUGUUAUAAAGCUUAACAUUAAGGUUAAAAGUAAUCGUAUCAAUGAAAAAUACUCUUAUUCUUUGAGAACAAGAUCAAUAAUAUGGAUCUGCUAUUUGACUGAAUCUAUAAACUAAAAGAGAAAAUUAUAAUUUUAGUAAAUCUAUUUUAUUAUAUUGAAAUAAUAUAGAGCAAAAUUAUAAUACUCUAUUCUUUCCUAUCGAUCAAAUUAUUGAAUAAUAGAAUGAAAAUAAAACUCGAUGAUAAGCAGAAGAUUAUUAAAGCGCUGAUAUUCCUAAGCAGUUUUAUAUUGCUAUUUAGAGAAAGAAAGAAGGCUUAUGAUAUUUUAUUUAGUCGAACGAUUGUUUCUGCAUAAUUUCGACGACGACGACGACGACGACGACGACGACGACGAUUAUUAUUAUUAAAUUAAGUAUUUUACUUAAAUAUAGUCUGGUUAAUUCCAGCUAGUGCACAAGUCGUGCGGUGAAAUAAAGUUACAUGACCGUUCAAGAUAUGAUAUAGUUGAUGCGUGUACAUAGACCAUUGAUGAUAAACUGUGAAAGCAUAGUAGGUAACAUUUUUUUAACAGAAUGUGUAAAAGUUAUUUUAAACCAUUGUAUGAGUGGGUGUAUAUAACAACGAAGAAGAACGAAGGGAUAAUGAAACGCUUGAAGUAUCCUAUGGAUGGCAGAGGACGUAUUUGCUAACCCUAAUUGAAGGAAGGGUUAUAAAUAUGGAUAACUGCGGCUCUGGAGUGGUACAAGUAUUCGUGGGCGAAUGGAGCCCCGAAUAUGAAGCGUUAUCCAUUAAAGCUACGAAACAGACUUCUUCGGCAGAAAUAGUCGAAUGUAUUAUCGAAAGAUUGGGUUUGGUGGAUGCCACUGUCUCCAAUGGUUACGAGUUAGCAGAAGUGGUAGGAAAUUCUGUUGGGCAGGAGUGUAAAGAAAGAAGACUUGGUCCUUCCGAAUGUCCCGUAGCGCUUAUGUUACUCUGGCCAAAAAGUGCUGCUCAGCAAGAGUAUUACAGGUUUUACUUGAGGAAAAAGCAAACGGAUUAUUUAUGGUGCGACAGUAGAUUUCCUAUGGAUCCGCAACUAUUAAAGGAUUAUUUCAAUAGAUUCCUGUAUCAACCGCGAGACAAAGAAUAUCCAGAUUUAUGCCAGCUUCCUGACCUUAACGAGCAGACCCUUUUAGACAAUCUUCGUGCUAGAUUUUUAGCUGGAAAUAUAUAUACCUAUGUUGGCAGCAUAUUAAUUGCUUUAAAUCCAUUUAAAUUUUAUCCCAUUUAUAAUCCAAAGUACGUGAAACUUUAUCAAAACAGACGAUUGGGCCCGGACAUACCUCCGCACAUAUUCGCGAUAGCCGACGCGGCGUAUCAUUGCAUGUUAAAAGAAAAAAGGAAUCAGUGUAUUGUGAUUAGUGGUGAAAGUGGUUCGGGUAAAACGGAAUCAACGAACUUUUUAUUACAUCAUCUAACUGCCUUAAGUCAAAAGGGUUCCCAUGGUAGUGGCGUUGAACAGACGAUACUUAGCGCCGGUCCUGUACUAGAGGCAUUUGGCAAUGCAAAGACUGCACAUAAUAAUAAUAGUAGCCGUUUUGGAAAAUUCAUACAAGUGAAUUAUAAAGAAAAUGGAAUGGUACAUGGGGCAGUAGUCCAGAAGUAUCUCUUGGAAAAGUCAAGGAUAGUUUCCCAAGGAAGAAACGAAAGGAAUUACCACGUUUUUUAUUAUUUAUUAGCUGGCGCAAAUGAACAGGAAAGGCAACUUUUACAUUUAGAAAGUUGCGAACGUUAUAAUUAUUUAAACAAAAGUGGCUGUUACGGUCUUGAAAAUAUCGAUGAAAGACAUGAAUUUUCGCGAUUGAAGCAGUCUAUGGAGAUGGUGGGAUUCACGCCUGAAAAGCAAAAACGACUUUUUGCAGUUUUAUCGGCCGUUCUUCUACUCGGUAACGUGGAAUUUCAACCAAGAAAAUCCUAUCAUCAUCACGACGAGGCAGUAGGGGUUAAGAAUCCUGAAGUCGUCGCAUUAAUAUCCGAAUUGCUUAGGGUCAAACAGGAAACUCUUUUGGCGGCAUUAACUGCUAAACGCGCGCGAGCUUCUGGCGAAACCUUGGUCAUUAAUUAUAGACUUCCAGAAGCAAUAGCGGCAAGAGAUGCUAUGGCCAAGUGUUUAUACGGGGCUUUGUUCGAUUGGAUCGUACUUCAGGUCAAUCAUGCUUUACUCUCUAAGAAGGAUACUUUGAGGGAUCAUCAAGGAAAUAGUAUAGGGGUAUUGGAUAUCUUUGGUUUUGAAGAUUUCAAGACGUGCAAUAGCUUCGAACAGUUGUGCAUUAAUUAUGCAAACGAACAAUUGCAACAUUACUUCAAUCAACAUGUUUUUCAAUAUGAACAAAGAGAGUACAGGAAGCAGGGAAUCAGAUGGACAGAUAUAGGAUACAGCGACAAUUCUGGCUGUUUAAAUCUCAUUGAGGGAAAACCAAAUGGACUCCUUUGCCUUUUAGAUGAUCAAUGCAACUUUCCAGGUGCAACGAAUGAGACACUGUUGCAAAAAUUUAAUACGGUGCACAAAGAAAAUCCUUUCUAUGAAGCGCCGCAGAGACGGGAAGCGGCCUUUGUCGUACGCCAUUACGCAGGUUCUGUCAAAUACCAAGCUGCUAAUAUGAGAGAGAAGAACUUGGACUUGAUGAGACCAGAUGGAGUAGUCGGUGUACUCAAAAACUCAUCCCUGGCUUUUGUACGUGAACUUGUUGGUGCCGAUCCAGUCGCUGUAUUUAGAUGGGCUAUUCUCAGAGCUUUUUUUCGAGCUCACUUCGCUUUUCAGGAAGCAGGACGUGCGCAUAGACAUGGUAGAGCCGAUGGUAGUAAAACGUCUGCACAAAACAGGUAUAGGACGCCAAACGAGAAUUUAAUAAGUUCUCACAAACAUACUCGUCCGUCCAGCUAUCAGAAGCAACGAAAUGUCUGUUUACCAUCGACCACUCCCACCGCCACAUUAUCCUGCGUACAAAUUGAAAACGACAGUGUAAACAACAAUCGAUUAUCGUGGCCGCAGUUUAGAAACAUUAAUCAGACUCAACACCCGUCGAAUAUAACAACAACGAAGAAUUACAUAAUAAGGGGGAGGGAAGACCAGCCUCAUAGUAAUAAUAAUAAAUUCAGACGGGAUACUCAUACACCACUAGAGAGGGUGCUUCCGAAAGACGAAGCAAACGUUAUGGAACGCGCUAAUCAAAUCGUCAUGAAAAACAAAUCGUUUCGUCCAAGGGAACGAGGUAAAAAGGGUCUAAAGAAUCUUCAGACUGUGAAAACUCUCGCCGGAAGAACGCAAAGCUAUGGGACUGGUCCGGGAAAAGCAAGGAAGCAGCCCAUGACCGUAUCGGCACAAUUUCAACAAAGUUUACACAGCCUUAUGGAUACCUUAAAUCAAGCAAAUCCUUUUUUCAUUAGAUGCAUAAAAAGCAACGCCAAUAAAGUUCCAAACGAAUUCGACGAAGAAACCGUACAGCGGCAGCUAAGAUAUACCGGGAUGUUAGAGACCGUUCGAAUUAGACAAGCAGGCUUUAACGUCAGAUUAACAUACGACGAAUUUAUUCAAUUGUAUCGAAUGUUAUUGCCCAAAGGACUUUUGAGUUCGCAAUCGGAUGUACGUGAUUUUUUGUUAACGUUGAAUCUGAAUAGAGACAAUUAUCAGCUUGGAACGACAAAGGUAUUUCUUCGAGAGUCCGAGAAGAUAAAGCUCGAUAUAGAAUUGCAUCAACAAAUCAUUACGAGUAUCACGACGAUACAGAACUGGUUUCGUGCUUGCUUGGAAAGGAGAAGGUUCUUAAGGUUAAAGAAUGCGGCAGUGCAAAUACAAUCAUUUUGGAGAAUGGUAUGUGCCCAACGAUUUGCACAGGCGUUACGCGCGAGAACGGAAGCUGCUAUUCAUAUUCAAGCCAUAUGGAGAGGGUACAAACAACGUACUUGGUUUAAAAAAUUAAGAUCCUGCGUAACAAUAUUUCAGGCUUACGUUAGAGGUAGGAACUCUAGGAAAGCUUUCAUGGAACUUAAAAGGCGGAAGAAUGAUAUGAAGAAGAUCGAAGAACCCCAGGAAAAUCGGGAUUCCGAGGAGCAUACGGUUCAACAAAAAAUCACCUACUCGCCUGCGACUCACGCAGACGCGGAAGAAUCAUUGUCAAUCUGCGAAGAACGUUCCUUACCGGAGUACACUGUAUCCCCUCGAAAGUUGGAAGCGCAAAAGCGCUUAACGCCGGUCAAGCAAGAGAACUUACGUAGAGAAGCGACCGGCGACACGAGCGUACCUUAUUCCAAACGGAAACUUACACCUAAUAAAAGGGUAUUGCACGAGUCGACGAGCGUCGCCCCGAAAAAUUCCGAAACCUUUUAUUCCGAAGAUAUCGGUGAGCGUAAGAGCAGCAUCGAAAGUCUUACUAGCUUAAAAAGUUACGAAUCUCAAGGUAGCGUUAAUAGUUCUGAAUCGCAAGAGAAUUCGAGCUGCAAGCCCAUUCCAAGUACAAGAACGAAACGUGCCGAUCACUCGGCCAUAGUUAUUACGAAUACGAAUUUAGUGAGCUCCAACAGAUUGUCUUCGAUAAGUAAAAGAACCGAUAGCUCGUCGACGGGUUGUAGCGAUGGCGAAACGGAUGGCGAUAUGCCGAACGCCGUGCAAAGCGCUCCACCCAUUUUCAAUGUCGCCCCGUCCUUUACGAAUCCUAGAGAAAUGAAAUAUCAUUCCAAUGCGAAUUUAAACCGCAGCCCAAAUGCGGAUAUUUGGCGAAGGAGGGCCGAGUAUUCGUCCAUAAAUUAUAACGACUACAUAAUGUCAGUGCCUCAGAAAGCGACCGUGACUCGAUCGCCGAACGUUUCUCAAUAUAAGAACAUUGCCGAUAAUAUUUUGGAACACUCUCGAUUGGAACAACCGAAUGAGGCUGCAAAUUACAACGUCAAAUUGGAUGCGAGCGAACGUUUCAUUCGUAUGGAAAAUUCUCGCGAGUCGCGACUGUCGGGAGAUCGCUUGGAAAAUUUACCGAUUUCGCCGUCACGACGGGAACAACAAAAUUAUGGAUUGUGUAAGGACGUCAAAGAGAUGAAUUAUUCGAGAAGGCAAAAUUCCGAAGGCGACAGCACUUCGGCCAAGGCGGAGCCCACGAACGACGAGAACGCCGCGAAGAACGUACUCGCGAGAAGAACGGAUCUUAAAGAUAAAAAUUCUAGGCCAAAGGACAAAUUCGAGCCGGACGUGCCGGUAAGAAGUGCCAGAAGAAAUCGACCAUCGAGGGAGGUCCAAUGCAGAUCCAUGGGCGAGAGCGCCUCGGAUACCAGCGUCGGUGAGACGAGGAAUCUCUUCCUUGGUACCAUUAAGGAGGCUGACAUGAAACGCAUGGAAAAUAUUAACGUAUGGACGAGAAAGGAUAAUCCGAGCGAAGUCACCUCUAGAUCCGUCACCGAUUGGCCAGUUAAUAAGAACGAAACGGUUUACAAGGGCCAACAGCCGGGAAAACGAAUGAGGUCGAACGCCAUAACGACCUCGGAACUUCGAAGAAGAAAUUCCGAUCCGGCUACUAAGACGUCAGCGUUGAACGACGACAAGUCCGGCGCGGACACCAGUCCUAACGAAUUGAAACUCGCUCCCGGUAUGAAUCUGUUGGAAUGGAAGGGCAACAAUCUCUUUACCUUGGCCGGUCAUCGUUUUAGAAAAGUAGCGCGCUUCGCGAAGGACGACGUAUGCGUUUGUUGUCACGAGAAAAUGGACGCCUUUGUUACCCAAGGAUACAAAUGCGUCGAUUGCAAACAAUUGUAUCACGUAAAGUGCAUUCAGAAUGGAGGAGUACUCAAGAUGCCAUGUCUUUUAGCGAAUACACCAAACAGACGGAAAAAUAGAAAGCCACCGCGUACACCUUAUGACGCUACCAAACAAACGGUGGCUUCAAAAUUCAGUCUUACCGGUACCUCCGCUUUUUCCGACAGCACGGAUAAGAUCAUAUCCGAUGCCAAAGAAUUGGCGCUUAUGCAGGACUUCAUUACUAAAAAGAUAUACAUAAUGGAGGCUCAAGAAGAAGGUAGAAAACCGAGUGAGGUGGAUCGCGUUUUUAGACAGGCGUUACGUAAAUUCAAAGACGAGCUGGUUAUUACUUACAGCGUUGCUAUUCAACAGGGCGUAGAAGGAAACAUAAAGUACACCGAUCUGAUAGCGAAUUUUCUUCACGUUAUGGAGACCGUCUGUAAGCAAGAAAAUACCAGCGAAGAUUUUCCCGUGACAAUGGGCGUUAAUGCCUUCAGAGGAUUUAUGAACGAAUUCAUGACAUUGGUUAAGACAGAAGCGCCGGAAAAGCAAAGUAAGAGUAAACGGAAAAAGGAAAAGAAACGGAAACAAGAAGAGCCCAUACGACAUGGUAAUCACAUGUUCCAAUUAACCAUCAUUAAUAUUCCCACCGCUUGCGAAGUUUGUACUUCGUUCUUUAUGUGGCCGAUCGAACGAGGACUCGUUUGCCAAAAUUGCAAGCUGACGUGUCACAAGAAGUGUUACACGAAAGCAACGCCCGAGUGCGGAAAGGAAGCGUCCAUGCUCGAAGCUAAUUCGCGUAGAGUUUUCGGCGUUCCAUUGUACAAAUUGGACUGCGGCGACGGCAAAGUACCGCUGGUAGUCGAUCGAUUGAUCACGACUAUAGAGAUGCACGGAUUAUACACUGAGGGUAUAUACAGAAAGAGCGGAGUAAGUUCGAAAGUACGAGAGCUCAAAGUUAAAAUGGACGAGGGAGAUUUGGAGAAGGUGGACUUUGAGAAUUAUCAGGUACACGUUCUAGCAGCCGUUUUGAAGAGCUUCUUCCGAGAUAUGCCGGAGCCUCUGUUGACUUUCGAAUAUUACGACGAUUUCCUUCACGCCGCAAAUUUGACGGAUCCACACGAUAGAAUCAGCACGCUCUUUGCAAUUCUGAAGAAAUUGCCAAAGCCGAAUUUCGAUCUGAUGGAACGAUUGAUCGUACAUCUGGCGAGAGUGGCCUUGCACGAAGUGGACAAUCGAAUGUCACCGUCCGCCUUGGCGAUCGUUUUCGCCCCGUGUAUAUUGAGAACAAGUCGAACCCUACCGGCACAAGAUUCGCUUCAAGACGUGGGCAGACAGACCCGCUGCGUCGAAACGAUCGUCCAGGAGAAGUUGCGAGUCGUAAGAGCGACUUUAGCCGACAUAAAUACUUUGGAAUCCGCAUGCCACACGGCGACCCAUCGACUCUCGAGCUUAAGGUCCUCCAAGAUAUUUAGUCCGGAGGAAUUGAACGUAGCGACGCCGAAUAUCACGGCACGAAGCGGGAGUGUCGAUAGGGAGAGAGAUCGAGGAGACGAGGAGGAAGCGUUGCUCGUAGAUCACAUACAGGAGAUCCAAAAGGAGAAGGCUUUAUUGACGUCCACGUUGCCGAGCUUAACCCGUGCUUCUUCGGACGACGAUCUCCUUCUCUCAGCAACCGAUUUGGACGAUGGAUCUCUCGAUGAUUUGCUUCCACCUUCCGCCGACGGUCUGGUACGAAAGAAACCCAUACAGAGGCAAAGCUCAGCGGACAACACUUUUCCCACUAUUAUAAGCGUCGACGAGGACAUGGUGAUGACGUCGCAGCGCUAUACUAGCUCCGCUCGUCCUAUCUUUACCCUUCGACGCGGCUAAUUAAUUUUGUAUCGCGAUUUAACGGAACUUUAGUAGAAGCGGAAACUGAAAUUUUCCAAUCUUCAACGAAGAACCAAGCGCUCGACGUCGCGCGAAGAAGUUGGCCGAUUUUAUCGGGGGUUAAGUCUUCGCUGAGUUAUUCGAUGAUAUACCUAUAUUGAACUAACCCUUUUAUCAAGUCAACAAGGAAGCUAUCGAAUAAUCGAUGAGUCGAGAAAAGAAAAAAAAUUAGGCGGAAACAUUUGAUAAGAUGCAACCCAAUCGCGAUCGAGUCGAUUGAAUUUUUAUUAUAUUUUAACGAAGAGAACGAAGGGAUUCGCUGAAGAGGAAUCUGUGCGAGCAUAAAUAUAUACGAAUGAGAUGAGAAAUAUAGAACGUUCGAAUAAGAAUUAGCUUCUCGGCGGAACUUUUCUCAAACGAAGUCGAUUCUUCGAAGACGACAAACGUUGGAAAGGAUGCAAAUAUCUAAGGAAUUUGAGAGAAAAAUGAGAGAAAAGAAAGUCGUUCGUCCGUUCAUAAGUUCGCCUGAAAAGCGUAAAGUGGGUACUCCGUGACGAGGAAUCGUCGAGCAAGAUAAAGUUAACACUAUAAGAACCCGUCAAAUUGGACCCAAGAGAUACGUCUCCGCAGAAGAGGAUGCGCGAGGAAAUGAGAAUCGUAAGGAACAUGAAAGUUUGAAAAAGCAUCGAGGAAGAAGCAUCUCCGUUCUCUUUAUCGUCAUUUUCCCUUUGAAAGUAUUAUAUUCGUCGCACGGAAAAUAUUCGACUUUCCGUCGUACGAGACUCGAGUAAACUUUUAAUUUCGGUAAAACGCUCGUCGCAAAAGGACUCUCGAACGAAGUACAUGUAACGUAUAAAGAGACGAGUAUACAAAGAAGUGACGUAUCCACGUUGGUGACAAUUAUCCGAACAAUAGCAGAAGCAGAGGAUUUUUAUUUUCGCGCUUUUUCUCGGAAAGAGUAAUCGUUACCGCCAGCGAUCACGAUGCCCGCGGACACCAUGGGGAAAAGAAAAAACGAAAAAAAAAAAAGGAAAAGGAAAAAAAAGAAAAUCUACUUUUGUAAAGUGAUCGAGUAAAUGCCGGCUCGCGAUGAAACGUGCAUAUUAUUCUCGUACAUGUACAAGUAUGUACGUCAAAUGCAAUAUGCGCCGACGCCCGACAUAAUAACGCUUAUAAAUACAUUUUAUCUAGCGACCUUAUACCAACUUUGUUUUAUCUCGAAGCGCGUGAUCGCAUAAUGCAUCCUUUCGCUUCCUCCCGUUAUUCAUCUCGGUCGCCGAUGCGUCAAACAAUUAUUCUAAAGAUAUUUAUCGAUUGAAAUUAAAUUCCAAAAGUUUAGAAAGAGCACCGACGACUUGUUAAAAGGUAAUCUCAUAAAGAAAGAGAAGGUGUGAUUAACACGGGGCAAAGUUCAAACGCGUUGACACGUUAAAAUUAUUUACGAACCAAAAUGGCUCAGGUAGACGCAAAUAUAUCGCGACUAGGUACCCUCGUAAUUAACCGCACACGGCAUAAUAUUACGACCGGUGUCUCUGACGUCAGUGCGACCGGCUAUUAUACUUUUCUUGCUUUUAGCAAUCUGGAAACACUCGAGAAUCGUGCUCGUUACGAGGCCAAGUAUUAAAGAAGCGACGUCGUUUGUACCAGCCGGCUAUCUCGUUCGGAACCUCGUAGCUAACGCGUAAGGCCAAACUCGAAUAAAGAGUUUCGAAAAAAAAAGUAAAAAGAUAAUCGAAGUAUAAGGUCGAUAGCAUCAAAUUGGUAGGUCUGCCUUUGAAUAAACAAAGAUAGAAGAUAGAUGGAGUCUAGAAGGGUAAGCGUUAAAGAGUGCAGGAGCAUCGAAGAGAGUAGAGGAGAAAGAGAACAAGUCGGAGGAAAGAGGGAUUGAUUCGAUGAGCCGAGGGUAGUAAGCGAAGGUGCGAGGAACGGCAUGGAGAAGGACAUAGGCCACAUCGUGGAAGGAGUCGGAGAAGAAGAAGAGGACGAGGACGGGGAGGAGCAGGAGGAGGAGGAGGAGGAGAAGGAGGAGGAGGAGGAGGAAGAAGAAGAAGAAGUAGUAGACGAAGAAGAUGGUGGGGAUUGCUGGUGAGGCGGUAGACGCGCGGCGACCAAGAAGAGAAGCAGCAGAAGGAGGAAGAGAAGGAGGAGGAGGCUGAGUGAUCGGCGGAGUAGAGAGAGAGAGGACGCCUGCGCGGAAUCCCCGGGCGGGCGCGGGCAGUGCCACCGGAGGCCCGGCGGUUUCAGAGCUUCGCCCGGGACGACGAACCGCAGACGACCUGUACGCAAAACUCGGCCGUGCGUUAUCCGGAGGCUACGCUGCCCUCCGUAAGUGUAUAAACGAGGAAGAAAGAAAAAAAAUAUAAAGGGCUCGAGAGAUCUUUCGCACGACGAAUAAGAAUUUAGAAACAACAACAGACUUGGCUCGUUUUUUUUUUCGUGUCGAAUAUUAGCAACGGCAACGUAUCGUUUACGCGACGUAACAUAAUAUGUGAUACAGUGUCGUCGCAAAGGUGCCAAUUGGAUAAGGUAGAAACUUUUUCAUUAGAGUUGAGGAAACGAAAGAGAGAAAGAAUAUUACGAGAAGGUGUCGCUGCCGGUGGAGAUUUGUAAAGGCUGUGGAAAGAGAAAGAGGAAGAAGAAAGACAUGAACGACGUCUGGUAGCGACACCGACUGCGGAGAACGAACGCGGUGAGAUGACGAAGGAUUAGGAGAAACUGAGAGAAAGAGAGCGAGAGAGAGAGAGA
This is a messenger RNA of Vespa velutina, 11270 nucleotides long. RefSeq names its product unconventional myosin-IXa-like. Lineage: Eukaryota; Metazoa; Arthropoda; Insecta; Hymenoptera; Vespidae. Gene Ontology annotation, biological process: intracellular signal transduction. Bases 1608 to 8525 code for a protein of 2305 amino acids. Gene Ontology annotation, molecular function: GTPase activator activity; microfilament motor activity; ATP binding. The record is from RefSeq and is a predicted model, not a curated record. The transcript has 16 exons. Gene Ontology annotation, cellular component: myosin complex.